CGGCGCGGCGGCACCUGAGCGUCUGCGGCGGCGGCGGCGGCGGCGGCGGCGCCUCCGAGUGGGCAGCCCGGGCUGCGGUGUGGGCGCCGCCGCGUCUUCCCGGUGUCCUCUCCCGGCCGCGCAGGGUUUUAUAGGUUCAUGUUAACAAAAGCACCAUGGAGUUUUAUGAAUCAACAUAUUUUAUUGCCCUUAUUCCUUCAGUAGUUAUUACAGUAAUUUUCCUCUUCUUCUGGCUUUUCAUGAAAGAAACGUUAUAUGAUGAAGUUCUUGCAAAACAGAAAAGAGAACAGAAGCUUAUUCCUACAAAAACUGAUAAAAAGAAGGCAGAGAAGAAAAAAAAUAAAAAGAAAGAAAUUCAGAAUGGCACCCUGCACGAAUCUGAUUCUGAGAAUGUACCUCGAGACUUUAAAUUAUCUGAUGCUUUGGCUGUAGAUGAUGAACAAGUUGUACCUGUUCCAUUGAAUGUGGUUGAAACUUCAAGUGGUGUUAGGGAAAGAAAGAAGAAGGAAAAGAAACAAAAACCUUUGCUUGAGGAGCAGGCCAUCAAAGAUAUUGAUGCAUCAAAGAUUCCUGGCAAAAAAAUAGAACCUGUCCCAGUUAUAAAACAGCCUACCCCGCCCUCUGAAGCAUCUGUCUCAAAGAAGAAACCAGGGCAGAAGAAGUCUAAAAAUGGAAGCGAUGACCUGGAGAAAAAGGUAGACACGCUCAUGGCACCUUCAAAAAAGCAAGAAGUAUUACCCUUCCAUCAAGAGAUUAAGCAAGAAGGUGGAUCAGGAAAGAAGAAACUUUCAUCAAAGAAACAGAAGGCAGAAAAUGUGUUGGUAGAUGAACCCCUUAUUCAUGCAACUACUUAUAUUCCUUUGAUGGAUAAUACUAACUCAAAUCUUGUGAUGGAUAAGAGAGAAGUUACUGAUCUGAUUAAACCUGACCAAGUGGAAGGGAUCCAGAAAUCUGGGGCUAAAAAACUGAAGAUUGAAACUGACAAAGAAAAUGCUGAAGUAAAAUUUAAAGAUUUUCUUCUGUCCUUGAAGACUAUGAUGUUUUCCGAAGAUGAGGCUCUUUGUGUUGUAGACUUGCUGAAAGAGAAGUCAGGUGUGAUACAAGAUGCUUUAAAGAAGUCAAGUAAAGGAGAAUUGACUGCACUUCUGCAUCAGCUUCAGGAAAAGGACAAAUUGCUUGCUGCUCUAAAGGAAGAUGGUGCUGCAGCAAAGGAUCGCUGUAAACAGUUAACCCAGGAGCUGAUGACAGAGAAAGAAAGAAGCAAUGUGGUUAUGGCAAGGAUGAAAGAUCGGAUUGGAACAUUAGAAAAGGAACAUAAUGUAUUUCAAAACAAGAUGCAUGUCAGUUAUCAAGAGACUCAACAGAUACAGAUGAAGUUUCAACAAGUUCGAGAGCAGAUGGAAGCAGAGAUAGCUCACUUGAAGCAGGAAAAUGGUAUAUUGAGAGAUGCAGUCAGCAAUACUACAAACCAGCUGGAAAGCAAGCAGUCUGCAGAACUAAAUAAACUACGCCAGGAUUAUGCUAGGUUGGUAAAUGAGCUGACUGAGAAAACAGGAAAGCUACAGCAAGAGGAAGUUCAAAAGAAGAAUGCUGAGCAAGCGGUCACCCAGUUGAAGGUUCAAUUACAAGAAGCUGAGAGGAGAUGGGAUGAAGUUCAAAGCUACAUUAGGAAACGAACAGCAGAGCAUGAGGCAGCACAGCAAGAUUUGCAGAGUAAAUUUGUGGCCAAAGAAAAUGAAGUGCAGAGUCUGCAUAGCAAGCUUACAGAUACCUUGGUAUCAAAGCAACAGUUGGAGCAAAGACUAAUGCAGCUAAUGGAAUCAGAGCAAAAAAGAGUGAACAAAGAAGAGUCUCUACAAAUGCAAGUUCAGGAUAUUUUGGAGCAGAAUGAAGCUUUGAAAGCUCAAAUUCAGCAAUUCCAUUCCCAGAUAGCAGCUCAGACCUCUGCUUCAGUUCUAGCAGAAGAAUUGCAUAAAGUGAUUGCAGAAAAGGAUAAGCAGAUAAAACAGACUGAAGAUUCUUUAGCAAAUGAACAUGAUCACUUAACAAGUAAAGAGGAGGAGCUUAAGAAUAUACAAAAUAUGAAUUUUUUAUUAAAAGCCGAAGUGCAGAAAUUACAGGCCCUGACAAAUGAACAGGCUGCAACUGCACAUGAGUUGGAGAAGAUUCAAAAAAGUAUUCACAUUAAAGAUGAUAAAAUAAGAUUGCUUGAAGAACAGCUACAAUGUGAGAUUUCAAACAAAAUGGAAGAAUUUAAGAUUCUAAAUGACCAAAACAAAACAUUAAAAUUAGAAGUACAGAAGCUACAGACUCUUGUUUCUGAGCAGCCUAAUCAAGAUGUUGUGGAACAAAUGGAGAAAUGCAUUCAAGAGAAAGAUGAGAAGUUAAAGACUGUAGAAGAAUUACUUGAAGCUGGACUUAUUCAGGUGGCCACUAAAGAGGAGGAACUGAAUGCUCUAAGAACAGAAAAUUCAACCCUGAUGGAAGAAGUUCAAGCUUUAAAGGCUAAGCAAAAUGAUCAGGUUUCUUUUGCAUCUGUAGUUGAAGAACUUAAGAAAGUGAUCCAUGAGAAGGAUGGAAAGAUCAAGACUGUAGAAGAGCUUCUGGAAGUUGAACUUCUCAAAGUUGCUAAUAAAGAGAAAACUAUUCAGGAUUUGAAACAGGAAAUAGAGGCUCUAAAAGAAGAAAUAGGAAAUGUCCAGCUUGAAAAGGCUCAACAGUUAUCUAUCACUUCUCAAGUUCAGGAGCUUCAGAAUUUAUUAAGAGGAAAGGAGGAACAGAUGAAUACUAUGAAGACUAUUUUAGAAGAGAAGGAGAAAGAUCUGGCGAGUAGGGGGAAAUGGCUGCAGGAUCUUCAAGAAGAAAAUGAAUCUUUAAAGGCUCAUAUUCAGGAAGCAGCACAAUAUAACUUGCAAGAGGCAUGUUCUGCAUCACGAUUUGAAGAACUUGAAGUUGUGUUGAAAGAAAAGGAAAAUGAAAUGAAGAGAAUAGAAGCUAUGUUAAAUGAGAAGGAGAGUGAUCUUUCUAGCAAAACACAGCUGUUGCAGGAGAUACAAGAUGAAAAUCAACUGCUUAAAUCUCAAAUUGAACAGAUUAAGCAGGAGAACUACCAACAGGCUCCUUCUUUUCCCCCUCACGAAGAAUUACUAAAAGUGAUUUCAGAGAGAGAAAAUGAAAUAAUUGGGCUCCAGAAUGAGUUAGCGUCCUUGAAGAAUGCUGUUGAACACCAGAGAAAGAAAAACAAUGACCUUCGGGAGAAAAACUGGGAAGCAAUGGAAGCAUUGGCAUCAACUGAAAAAUUGCUGCAGGACAAAGUGAACAAGACUUCCAAGGAAAGUCAACAACAUAUACAGUCUGUUGAAUUGGAGGCUAAAGAAGUUCUCAGAAAAUUAUUUCCAAAAGUAUCUGUGCCUUCUAAUUUGAGUUACAGUGAAUGGUUACAUGGAUUUGAAAAGAAGGCAAAAGAAUGUAUAGCUGGAACUUCAGGUUCAGAGGAGUUUAAGGUUCUAGAGCACAAAUUGAAAGAAGCAGACGAAAUGCAUACAUUGUUACAGCUAGAAUGUGAAAAAUAUAAAUCCGUCCUUGCAGAAACAGAAGGAAUUUUACAGAAGCUGCAAAGAAGUGUUGAACAAGAAGAAAAUAAAUGGAAGGUGAAGGUUGAUGAAUCACAGGAGACUAUUAAGCAGAUGCAGUCAUCAUUCACAUCUUCAGAGCAAGAGCUAGAGCGAUUAAGAAGAGAAAAUAAGGAUAUUGAAAAUCUGAGAAGAGAACGAGAGCAUUUGGAAAUGGAACUAGAGAAGGCAGAAAUUGAACGAUCUACCUAUGUUUCAGAAGUCAGAGAGCUGAAAGAUCUGUUGACUGAAUUGCAGAAAAAACUUGAUGAUUCAUAUUCUGAAGCAGUAAGACAGAAUGAAGAGCUUAAUUUGCUGAAGACACAGUUAAAUGAAACACAUUCAAAACUUAGAACUGAACAAAGUGAAAGACAGAGGGUAGCUGGUGAUUUACAUAAGGCUCAACAGUCUCUAGAUCUUAUCCAGUCAAAAAUAGAAAAAGCUGCUGGAGACACUACUGUUAUUAAUAAUAGUGAUGUUCCCCCAGAUUCGGAGUCUUCUGAGAAGGAAACAAUGUUUUUAAGUCUUAAUCAAACUCUAACACAGUUACGGCAGUUGCUUCAGAAAGUAAACCAACAGCUCAUAAAGGAGGAAUAACAACACUUACCAGGUCUUGGAGUGAAGUUAUUUGAAAACUGUUCAAGGAUAACUGAAGGCAUUGUAUUAUAUUUUGCCAAAUUAAAGCCUUAUUUAUGUUUUCACCCUUUCUACUUUGUCAGAAACACUGAACAGGUUUUGUCUUUUCUAAUCCUUGUUAGACUACUGAUUUAAAGAGGAAAAAAAAACCUAAAAAAAAGUCAACUCUGUAGACACCUUCAGAGUUUAGUUUUAUAAUAAAACUGUUUGAAUAAUUAGACCUUUACAUUCCUAAAGAAAAAUAAACAUGUAAACUUUACAUUAUUUUACUCAAUGAAAUUGUUGAGAAGAUCAAAGUGGUCAAAACAACAUAAAAUUUAACAUUUUAAUACUGAUAUUGUACACUGUUUUACUUAAUACUUUGGGUAGUAACUGCCUCCGACAUCAAGGAAAACACUUUUGUUGCUAAUGAAAUCAGUUUUUGUAAUGGCAGUCAACAAAUAAAGGGACACUUAUUAUUCAAA
Messenger RNA from Dipodomys spectabilis (banner-tailed kangaroo rat), 4711 nucleotides. It is a transcript of the gene Ktn1, whose product is annotated as kinectin 1. Bases 156 to 4208 code for a protein of 1350 amino acids. Gene Ontology annotation, cellular component: endoplasmic reticulum membrane. NCBI's taxonomy places the organism in Eukaryota, Metazoa, Chordata, Mammalia, Rodentia, Heteromyidae. Gene Ontology annotation, biological process: protein transport; microtubule-based movement. The transcript has 44 exons. The record is from RefSeq and is a predicted model, not a curated record. Gene Ontology annotation, molecular function: kinesin binding.